Molecule: messenger RNA, 828 nt
Organism: Malassezia globosa CBS 7966
Lineage: Eukaryota; Fungi; Basidiomycota; Malasseziomycetes; Malasseziales; Malasseziaceae
Exons: 1
Coding region: 1-828 (275 amino acids)
Biological process (GO): transcription by RNA polymerase I
Source: RefSeq, a predicted model, not a curated record
AUGGCGGUACAGGGCGCCUCUAGAGCAAACACAAAUCGAAACGCUAACGAUUUUGAGCCACCGCCAGGAUACGUACCUGCUCAUCUAUCUAGCGACGAAACGGCAUCGCAUGGUGACGAAGUAUGGGUAAUUCGCGUUCCUGAUGGCGUGGAUGCUCGUGCUUUGGAUGGCGUCACGAUACCCUUGGAAGCACUUGAAUCAGCGAGUAGUUCGCCUCUUGCGAGUGUUCGUGUGUCAGAGACGGAUACAUAUGACGUUCUACAAGCACGUGGCUCUUCCUCGUCUUCAUCGAAGGCGCCAUCUUCCGCGCAGCCAGCAGCAUCACAGCUCAUUGAGAUGGCUGCACCAACAACGACAGGCCAUGUAUUUUUAGAUGAAGAGUUUUUGCGCUCGGAACAAAAUGCAGGUGUGGCGGCCGAGCUCCAGAGUAUAUGUGCAUUGAUGCCUAGUGGAUCGAAUGGGUCUUCAUUGCGUAUGACGCCUGUGUCACGGCGUUUCUAUAUGGCACGCCAAGCUCCCUCGAGCCUUUACCCGCAUGGAAUUCCAGUGCCAGUUCCACCCAAACAUAAACAGCCAUGGGAUCGGCUUCAAGGUGUAUUUCAUCCAGCGGGAUCACAACGCAACGCGCCUACAUCGCGCGCGAAAGGCACCGACGAUGUUGACCGGAGACGAAAUGAGCAUGAUGCGGAUGAAGUGAAUGCUGAUGCAGAGGCCAGCACACAGGAUGCCGAUGCCAAGCUUGACAAGGCGCAGAAGAAACGCAAAAAAGAGGCUGGUGAGGACUCAAGUAAGGCUGAAAAGAAGAAGAAAAAGAAGCAAAAGUCGUAG